AGGUACAAGUUUACUGUUUGUAUUUGCUAUCCCCUUUAUAUGAUAUUGAGUCUUGUACAAAUAGUUGUUUUUCAUUAUUCAUUUAUUAAGGUUUUAUUGUUCUGCAACUGCGCUUAGAUACAUUACAAGCCCUUCAAGUACCUCGUUUGUAGUAGUGAUGAAAACAAUUAACAACAGCCGAACAGGUUGUUAUCUGUGGGAAAGGCACUACAGCCUUCUUGGGAAUUUGACACGGUGCGAGGGUUGUCGGCUUCAAAGGUGGUGAUUUAUAACUUAUGUCAACUUUUCGUUUCAUGUGGCGGAUAGUUCUUACUGAUCAGCAUCGGCUUAGUGAUGUUGACUAAUGGCUUUUGCAGUCGCACAAUGGGUGCUUUUAUUGGCUUACAGCAAUUCGGGAAAUACAGAUCUGUUCCAAAACACUUUUGGUUCUACUAUUUACUCUAUUUCCGGAAAAUUUUUGUCAACAACUGUAGGUGAUACAGGGUGUUUUAUCGAGAAGCGGCAGAAUCAAUGAAGUGAAAAAUUAAUUGUAUAUAUUUACCAGCAUUAUGCCAGGCAAAAGGAAUAAAGCCCAACAGUCCAGAACAAGUCAGGUGAAAAGACCACGUCGUGCACAGAACGGAACUGGAGAGUCCACUACCAAUGAUGCUGUGGCUGUCGAUACAAGCACUCAACCCCUUGAUGUUCCUCCUGAAACCUUGGCUGCAUUAACCCAAAACAUUACAAAGGCAGUCACGGAGCAGGUGUUAGCAGAGAUAAAACCAUUACUGCAACAUCAGGGGAGUGUCUCUGUUCAUAAUAUGGGGGGAGAAAGGGGAAAUAAUGCUUCCACUACAUCAAGCAAUAGCUUAACAGCAGGUCCUUCUGGGUCAGUUUGUCAAAUAACAAAUAAGUCAGUGGAUGCAAGUAUCUCAGGAUUGGUAUCAGGCGCUGUAAUCGAACACAGUUCACAGAUUGUAGGUACUGAACUUCCACCUGCAGCAAAUGUGGGUAAGAAAUCAGGUUUUGUAAGCUCAUCAGUACCGAUAGAGGCAACUGUUUCUGACAAAAUAAAAUCUAAAAUUUGGUCAAAACAAUAUGUUGAUAUGGCUCUGUUGUUAAAAAAGGAAAAGGGGAAAAGUAAGUAUUCUAUCAAGGUAGAGGAACAGGAUCAGACAGGUAAGGUGGUAAUCCACAAUAUGCGAUCCACAGAUGACGACGAAGUUAGGGACGGUUCGUUAUCCCUGCAUGACUGGGUAACUGCGUGGAAUAGGUAUGUGACAAUAUAUUGCAUUAAAGAUACACUUGCACAGCCAAAGCUUGCAAAACACAUGGAAUCAGUAAGGCAAAUUGCAGAGGAAAAGGGGGACUGGAGAAAAUAUGAUAAGGAGUUCAGGGAACUCAUAGAACAAGGUGAGGUAGAAUGGGGUGAUGUCCAUAUGGAGAUAUAUGUUAAUGCUCGCCUCAAACAAUCAGAAAAGAAGUCAAGCAAAAUAACACCAGACCGUUCGUCAUUUGGUACGUAUGAGGAAGUCCCUCAGGGGUCAUGCUUUGCCUAUCACAAAGCUGGAAGGUUUUGUAGGCUUGGUUCAUCAUGCAAAUUCCAGCACAGAUGUUAUAACUGUGGUGGCUUCCAUCCAAUCUACAUAUGUAAAAAACCAAUUCAACGGCCAUUUCGUUUCUUGGACAAAUCCAGAACCCAGAAACCAUUUCAAGGAAAUGGCACAUCAACCAACACAGGUAAUGCUAAAUUCUCAAAGCCAACCUAUCCCACAAAAGGGCCCAACUCCAGUAAAUCCCAGUAGAUUAGAGUACUGGUU
Saccostrea cuccullata (small rock oyster) is the source of this 1799-nucleotide messenger RNA. RefSeq lists its product as uncharacterized. Gene Ontology annotation, molecular function: metal ion binding. The record is from RefSeq and is a predicted model, not a curated record. The coding region runs from base 549 to 1784 and encodes 411 amino acids. NCBI's taxonomy places the organism in Eukaryota, Metazoa, Mollusca, Bivalvia, Ostreida, Ostreidae. The transcript has 2 exons.